AUGAGCAACAAUCAAUACAAUAGUAAAAAGCUGGCCCCAUUCAAAAAGACUAGAGAUGCUCUAAAAGAUGAGCUGAAAAUACUUGUUCAAGAAUAUUAACAAGAAGAAUAACUUAAUGAUGUUUACUUUGAUGAAAUUGGUCGGGCAGAGAAAGUAAAAAUAUAUAAUGUCAACUUAGGAAUUUGAACAACUUGUCAAAUAGAUAGAGGACUUUCAUCGACAUACUCAUUCAAUGAAAAAUGAUAAAUAGACUGAUUAAAAUUAAGGGUUUGAUGAAACGAUAGAGAAAAAUGUUAUCGAUACAUUGCAUCUCUUCCUUUUAAAUACAAGCAAGAAGGAAUAUUUAGAAGCCAUCUAAGAGUAAGAAAUUGCGAAGAAAUCAAAAUAAGUAGGUAAUUUAGUCAUGACCUUGGAUCAACCAAACCCUUAGGUUAAAGAAUAAGAGGAACAAGAAAUUCAAGAAAUGAAAAACGAAAAUGGUUAUUAUGUUACUUUGAGAUAAGGAGAAUCUUAAUUCGAAGUGAGAAUCCCUUUACAUAUCAAAACAUUCAAAGAACUCAAAUCAAUAGUCAAGUCAUGUGUUAUGGCAGAAGAAAAGGAAGUCUUUUAUACGGAUUACUUAGGUAAUUUAUUAUAGCCAGAUAUGAAUGUAAUUAAUGAACUCUAUCCCCCUAUUUAUGAAUUACUUAGAAACUAUCAACCAACAAUUGGGAUUUAAAUUGUGAAAUAGAAAAAGAUUAAAGAUGACACCAAAUUCACAGAAGCUGAUUUUGGCCUUGACGGUCUUAAUGAACUUAUGACCAAAUAGCUUAGACAAACAAAGAGAGUGUAAAAGCAAAUCAAUUGGUCCUAAUACUUAGACUAUCUAACAAGUUUUAAAUAUCUAUUGGAAUCAUUUCUCUUUUUAUCUCUAUUAAUACUAUAUGUUUUGAUAGAAGUUGAUGAAAUUAAAUUUGUAACUAAUAGUUAAUUGCUCACUACUCUAAAUUCAUAAUUUUCAAUCUAAAAGUCCUACAUUAAUCCGAUCAACAAUAUUUCUGAACUUAUUCUUUUCACUAUUCCAGAUGAUUAUCACAUUACCCCAAUACAUCCGUUAAAAUCAGCCUUACUAGUGUAAACUCUUGUUGGUAUUGUAAUUAUGAAUUUAUAUUUAGGAAAACUUUGAUAAUUGUCACAUUUUGAAUGAAAAUCAAAAGGAGAUUUUUGUUGAAAAAAAUUAGUCUUGCUUAAAUUAUAAUGAUAUUCUAACAGACGAUCUUAAUAAUAAUUACACAUAGACUAAUUUCAGUCCUUAAUAAUACAAUCCUAAUUUUGGUGGAUAUGUAUGGGAAUUCAAUCUGAGUACAAAAGAGAGUUUUAAAGAAAGCUAUGAUAGAUUAGUAGAAGAAAAUUGGGUUUAAUAUAAUAUUAAGCAAUCAAAAUUUAUAAUAAAUUAUUAUAAUAGUCCAACAAAAAGAUUAAUCCAAGUUGUGAUAACAUCCUUAUAUCUCUUCACUGAUGUUUAAAUUUAUUCUAUUCAUAGAAUCUGCUGAAUUAUAAUAGUAUUUAAUCUGAAGCUUUUGACUUAAGUGAAGAACCAAGUGCAUUCAUCAUAUACAGAGAUAUCAUUUUUUAUUGCGCAAUUAUCCUCUUAAUAUCAUCAUUCUUUGGUAUUGAAAUAAAUAUAUUUGAGAUUUUUUUGGAUUAUAUUUAGCUGGUACCAAGAAUCAUUUGAUUGAACUCUAUCUAUCAUACAAUGAAUUACUCAACAAGAAAAAGAAAAUGCAAGCUAAAAAGAAAGAAAUAAGUGAACAAGAUCAUAGAAUUAUGUUAUAAAAGGAAUUAAUCCUUAGUGAAUAUUUUAUCAUAAAUCUAAAAGUGGUUUUCAUCGUUAUUAGAAUACCUCUAAUAUUUGAUAUCAUAUGUAAUAAUAAAAUAUAAAUUAGACAUAAUAUGUCAAUUAGGAUUAGUAAUUAAAAGGACUAUUGAUGUGCAAUAUGGAGAUGCACUAAGUUUAAUAGAUUUGCAAUCAAGUUAAUUUCAAGAUACUACUACUUUAUUCGGGCCACUAUUAUUGACUAGAAUUUACUCUGCUGUGUUGCUACUAUUUUUGAUGAUUUCGAUAGUCAGAUUUCUUGGUAAUUGGAGUCCAUAUUUGAAAUGCUAUGGCUUAGUUAUGAUUAGAGUAAAAUUCUCAUAAAAUCUAAUAGUUUAAUAAAGAAUCAUGGUUUUUGUUACUAGUUUUAAUCUAUAUAAUUAGUAUUUGUGCAAUGUCUUGGUCUAUAACUUUACAAGGAAAAUUGAUUAAUCAUGAUAAUUUCUUUUUCACCUUCAUAGGAUUGUUAAGAUGUACAUUAAAAUAUGGGAUGCACAACGAUAUUGAUCAACAAGGCUUUUUUAAUAAUUAUGUAAAAGAAAUAAGCUACUCGUUUGAUACAAGAUAUGUAAACGUUUUUAAUAUAUUAAUAGUUACAAUACAUAAUUAUAAUUUGUAUUUCAAUGAUAAUGGUUCCAAUAUUUAUUUCGUUAAUGACAUAAUAAGUUCAUAAUACUAAAAUAGAAGCGAAAUAAAAAAUGUUAGAAAUGAAAAAAUAGGUAGAAGAAUGA
Paramecium octaurelia is the source of this 2586-nucleotide messenger RNA. The record is from the annotation of a GenBank genome assembly. Lineage: Eukaryota; Ciliophora; Oligohymenophorea; Peniculida; Parameciidae.